Molecule: messenger RNA, 1803 nt
Organism: Penicillium canariense
Lineage: Eukaryota; Fungi; Ascomycota; Eurotiomycetes; Eurotiales; Aspergillaceae
Product: S53 family peptidase
Exons: 3
Coding region: 1-1803 (600 amino acids)
Biological process (GO): proteolysis
Molecular function (GO): tripeptidyl-peptidase activity; serine-type endopeptidase activity
Source: RefSeq, a predicted model, not a curated record
AUGUUUGCGUCCCUGUUGAACCGCGGCGCCUUGUCGCUGGUGGUGGUUUCGCUGCUGGCGUCCAGUGUUGCGGCUGAUGUAUUCGAGAGGCUUGCUGCUGUGCCAGAAGGAUGGCAAUAUUCCCGAACCCCUCGCUCCAACCAGCCUAUCAAGCUUCAGGUUGCCCUCUCCCAGGGCGAUACUGCUGGGUUCGAGCAGGCCGUGCUGGACAUGUCGACCCCUGGGCACCCGAAUUACGGGAAGCACUUUCGCAGCCACGACGAGAUGAAACGCAUGUUGCAACCGACUGCUUCCUCUGUAGAUGCCGUGCGGGACUGGCUCGAGGACGCCGGAAUCACCGAUAUCCAACAAGAUGCGGACUGGAUGACAUUCCACACGACCGUGGAGAAGGCCAAUGACCUCCUGGAAGCCAACUUCCAGUACUAUAUCAACCGCUUCCACCAUGUCGAGCGCCUGCGAACCCUCGAAUACUCGAUCCCCGGCUCGCUUGUUACCCAUGUCAACCUCGUGACGCCUACCACUCGCUUUGGUCAGCUGCACGCCAAUCGCAUGACUCUCCACGGAAAGUCCAAGACCGCCGAUGAAACCUUCAAGAAGGCCGUGCUGUCCGCCAGCACUGACUGCAACAGCGCUAUCACACCUCAAUGCCUCAAAGAGUUGUACAAGGUCGAUGACUACGAGGCGGAUGAGAGCAAUGGCAAUAAGGUCGCAUUCACUAGUUAUCUGGAACAGUAUGCGCGGUAUUCCGAUCUUGCUUUGUUCGAGCAGGAUAUUGCCCCCUAUGCCGCGGGGCAAAAUUUCACUGUUAUCGAGUAUAAUGGUGGUCUGAAUGACCAGAACUCGAAUUCUGAUAGCAGCGAGGCCAACCUGGAUCUGCAGUAUAUCGUUGGUAUCAGCUCCCCUGUCCCGGUCACCGAGUUCAGCACUGGUGGUCGUGCUCCUCUCGUCCCGGAUCUAGAUCAGCCCGACGUGAACAAUAACAACAAUGAGCCGUACCUUGAGUUCCUGCAGAACCUUGUGAAUAUGGACGACAAGGAUCUGCCUCAGGUCAUCUCUACCUCGUAUGGCGAGGACGAACAGAGCGUCCCCGCAACAUAUGCCCGCAGCGUCUGCAAUCUGUUCAUGCAACUCGGGAGCCGCGGCGUUUCCGUGAUCUUUUCCUCCGGCGACUCUGGCGUCGGCGCAGCCUGCCAAACCAACGACGGCACGAACACAACCCACUUCCCGCCCCAGUUCCCCGCCGCCUGCCCAUGGGUAACUUCCGUCGGCGCGACAACCAACAUAUCCCCUGAACGCGCCGUCUACUUCUCAUCCGGCGGCUUCUCCGACCUCUGGGAGCGCCCAGAUUGGCAAAACGCCUCCGUCGCCGCGUACCUAUCCCAGCUCGGCGAUCGCCAAGCAGGCCUGUUCAACGCCAGCGGCCGCGCCUUCCCCGACGUCGCCGCCCAGGGUCAGAACUACGCCAUCUACGAGAAGGGCCGAAUGACCAAGGUGGACGGGACGUCGUGCGCUUCGCCCGCUUUCGCGGGUAUCAUCGCGCUGCUGAACGACGCCCGCAUCAAUUCCAACCUGUCGACUAUGGGCUUCCUGAACCCGUGGCUGUACUCGAACCCGGGUGUGCUGAAUGAUAUCACCAUUGGCGGAAGCACAGGGUGCGAUGGUAAUGGGCGAUUCAGUGGACCUGCGAAUGGCGGACCUGUUGUGCCGUAUGCGAGCUGGAAUGCCACUGCGGGCUGGGAUCCUGUGACUGGUCUGGGCACGCCGAACUUUGAGAGCAUGUUGAUGGUAGCGACUGGGAACUAG